AUGGAUCCUAACAGUGUAAUUGGAGACAACUCUUCACUUAAUGAGUCCCAUACUACGACUGAAAAUAUGUUUAUGCUCCGCGAGUAUGUAAUUGAUAUUACCCAAAAUAAUAAAUGGUCAGGUUAUAAGAAACCUUACAUUUCAAAGAAUCUUACAGAAGUUCUUUUACUCCCUGAAGAACAACCCCCUCUUACGCAAAUUAAGGAGAAUAUUAUUGAAGAGUUGAAAGAAUCAAUUAUAAAAGGAUCGGCUAAAUCUAAAGAGCCCUCUCUUGCACGAAUUGAGAAGGUAGAAAGUGACAAUUAUACACGAAUUGAGAAGGCCAUCGAAGAGCUGAAAGAAAAAAUAAAUAAUAUGUCUAAUUUAAAGUAG
This is a messenger RNA of Racocetra fulgida, 372 nucleotides long. The record is from the annotation of a GenBank genome assembly. Lineage: Eukaryota; Fungi; Glomeromycota; Glomeromycetes; Diversisporales; Gigasporaceae.